This is a messenger RNA of Papaver somniferum (opium poppy), 3357 nucleotides long. RefSeq lists its product as uncharacterized. The coding region runs from base 1 to 3357 and encodes 1118 amino acids. NCBI's taxonomy places the organism in Eukaryota, Viridiplantae, Streptophyta, Magnoliopsida, Ranunculales, Papaveraceae. Gene Ontology annotation, molecular function: RNA-DNA hybrid ribonuclease activity; nucleic acid binding. The record is from RefSeq and is a predicted model, not a curated record. The transcript is spliced from 2 exons.
AUGAGCAUCUUUGAUGCUAUUCCAGAAGUAGUCACUUUAGAGGAUAAUAUAAUGCUGGAAGGAGUUCCCUCAGCUCAAGAAGUACAAAAUGUUGUCUUUUCUCUAAAUGCUGACAGUGCUCCUGGCCCUGGUGGUUUUUCGGGAUUUUUCUAUAGAUUUGCUUGGGAGAUAAUUGGUGAAGAACUAAUCAAAGCCAUUCAAUAUAGCUGGAGAAAAGGUUUAAUACCAAGAGGACUAAACUCUAAUUUUUUAUUUCUGCUGCCAAGGGUUAAAUGUGCAAGACCCAAUCAGUUCAGACCCAUUGGACUUAGCAAUUUCUGCUUUAAAAUCUUUACCAAAAUCAUGACAACAAGAAUGCAUGGAAUGUUGGAAAAAAUUGUUUCAGUCCAACAAGGAGCAUUUAUUAAAGGUAGAUGUAUACAAGAACAAAUUGUGUUGGCUUCAGAAAUGAUAAAUGAGCUGGAUACAAAAAGGAGAGGUGGUAAUAUAGGCUUAAAGCUGGAUAUCACUCAAGCCUAUGAUUCUCUGAGCUGGGAGUUUCUUUUUGAGGUAAUGAAAAAAUUUGGUUUUUCUAAGAAAUGUGUAAAUUGGAUUCAUCAAUUGUUCAAAUCAUCUAAAAUUGCAGUGCUAGUAAAUGGUGGUCCUGUGGGUUUUUUUGAAGUUAGUAGGGGUUUGAGACAAGGUGACCCAUUGUCUCCUAUUUUGUUUCUCAUGGUUGAAGAUGUUUUGAGUAGAAGGAUUACUCAAAUGGUUGAAGAAAGAAAGAUCAUUCCUAUGGUCAAUUACAGAGGUGUGCAGCCAACUCAUAUAUUUUUUAUUGAUGAUGUUUUUUUGUUCUUUAAUGGACAUAAGAGAAAUAUUCAAACUGUUAUGAAGCUUUUACAAGAUUAUCAAUUAUCUUCUGGGCAAGUGAUUAAUCAGCAAAAAAGUAAACUUUUUAUUGGAGGAGUAACUGAUCAAAGAAAAAAACUACUAGCUAAUGAGCUUCAAAUGAAUGUCUCUAUAUUGCCAGACAAAUAUUUAGGAGUUGUUUUAAAACUAGGAAGGGUGAAAUCAAGUACAGUAUGGGGAGUGGUUGAAAUGUUACAAAACAUAUUCGCAAGUUGGGUUGGGAAAAUGCUAUCUUUUAUGGACAGACUAACUCUGGUGAAGUCUAUUUUGAGUAGCAUUCUUAUAUAUAACAUGUCAGUUUAUAAAUGGCCUUCAAGUGUGGUGAAGAUCUGUGAGAGAUUAAUAAGAAACCUUUUAUGGACUGUGGAUCCUUAUGAGAGAAAAUGUGUUACAUUGAAAUGGGAGAAAACAUGUUCCCCAAUGGAGGAAGGAGGGAUUGGAUUAAGAAGACUUGAAGUUGUUAACAAAUCAUUGUUAAUGAAAAUGUUAUGGAAAAUUCAAACCUCUGAUGCAGAAUGGGAAAGAUUUAUGAGAGCAAAAUUCACUAAUCUGAAGGGAGAAUGGAUUACGGGUUAUAAAAAGUCAACAGUUUGGCCAGGUCUGAAAUGGGUUAUUGAUGAUGUUCAGAAGCAUACAAGAUGGGUUACAGGCAAUGGUCCACAAAUUUCAGUGUGGAAUGAUACUUGGAUCAAAGAAAAGCCUUUAAAAGAUCUAAUUGCUGAAGAUGAGUAUAUGCAACAAAAUGAAAAUAUGAAAGUAGCUGACUUGAUUGUGAAUGGUGAAUGGUUAAUACCUCAGAGAUUAUUAAAUUAUAUACAAAUGGAGGAUUUUCCAGUUCUAUCAGGUCAAGAAGACAGAAGAGUCUGGGAUGGCACUAUGUCAGGUAACUUUACUAUAGCUUCUACUGCUGAGUUGAUUAGAGAAAAAUUCAAUAAGGUUAAUUGGGUUAAAUAUGUAUGGAAUCCAGUGCUUCAUACUACUACUUCCAGUAAUAUAUGGAAUAUAGUUCAAGGAAUCUGUGCCACUGAUGAGAAGAUGCAUGGAAAAGGUUUUAAUUUAGCUUCAAAAUGCUAUAUCUGUGGAGAAGAUACUGACAGUAUAGAACACAUUUUAUGGAAGUGUAAUUCUAGUCAGUUGAUAUGGAAAUGGUUGGGGGGGAUUUUUCUAUUCUGCAAUCCUAAAUCUUAUGAAGAUGUAAUGAACUUUGCAAGGCAUAAAAGUGCUGCAGUAAGGGAAGUAUGGAUUUUAGUUGCUUCCAUAACAAUGAUGGAAAUAUGGUUCUUGAGGAACAACAAAUGUUUUGAGGAUGAACAAGUAAAUUUGGGAAAGUUCAAAAUGAGAGUAAAACAAUAUACUAAAGAAUGUGCUUUGAGAAUAAAGAAUUUCAUGUGGGAUUGUAACUAUGACUACAUGAUUUUCAAAAAUUUUGAGUUAAGAAACCAACCAAUAAAAGUUCAGAAGAUUGUUGAAUUGGGAUUCUAUCUUUCUGAAGUAAAUCAAACACUCAUUUGUUGUGAUGGUGCUUCUAGAGUUAAUCCAGGGGCAUCAGGUUUUGGUUUUGUGUGCAGAGGAGCUAGAGGUGAAUUCGUAUAUGCAGAAUCAAGAGGUUUGGGCAUUGCAACCAACUUCAUUGCUGAAAUAAUGGCCAUUAUAGGAGCAGCUGAAUGGGCAGUAGAGAAUAACAGGUUUGAUAUUUGCAUUCAAUCAAAUUCUAGUGCAACAAUAAAAGCUUACACUUCAGGAAAGCUGCCUUGGAUAAUUCAAGCAAGAUGGUGCAGAAUAAAAAAAAUACUAGGAAGGAUUCAAUUUGUACAUAGCAUGAGAGAAAUUAAUUUUACUGCAGAUGAUAUGGCAAAGAAAGGUGCAGGUCUUGGCAGGGGAGUUUGUCAGAACAAAAAAAAAAAAGACGAAAGGAGGGUUGCUAAUGUAAUUGCGACUCCUUACACCGAAACCUCAAAUAAUGUUUUGGUUGGUUUUGCUGAUGCUGGGUACCUCUCAGACCCACACAAAGGUCGAUCACAAACUGGAUACGUGUUCACUGUCGGGAAUACAACGAUAUCCUGGAUAUCGACCAAGCAAACCCUUGUGGCUACCUCCACGAACCACUCUGAGAUCAUUGCCCUACAUGAGGCGGUUCAUGAGUGUAUAUGGUUAAGGUCUAUCAUUACACAUAUUCGAGGGACAUGUGGUUUGAGUUCUACCACCGAAGAGCCAACUUGCAUUUAUGAAGAUAAUGCAUCUUGCACCGAACAUAUGAAGCAAGGGUAUAUUAAAGGUGAUAACGCGAAACAUAUAUCACCGGAGUUCUUUUACAAUCAACAACAACAAUGCCUUCUAAACAUUCAAGUCAGUAAAGUAAAAUCUGAUGAAAAUGUAGCAGACUUAUUUACUAAGUCAUUACCUAAGUCUACAUUUGAAAAACAUGUGAGAAGUAUAGGACUAAAGAGAUUGUCCGAACUUCCAUGA